UUUGGUCAAUUUUCUUUGCACUAGCUCCGUGGGAACCUCCCUCUUCUCCGCUGGGGGGCGCUGCUGCCGCCGAAGUUUUCUUGGAGCCUGGAGAGUCUGGCUGGGACCUGUCUAGCAUUCCCGGAGCAGACCCGUUAGCCACCGGCGCGCUGGCCGCUGCCGCUAGAAGAGCUUCGUUGCCUGCUCUCCAUGCCCUCCGUCGGUCAGCUGAGCGGAUGGGGGAUUUCUGAGGCUGCGAGGCCUCUGGCUGUAGAAUGGCUGCGUCUUUCCGCUACGGAGUGACCAUCACGGGAGCUAUCUUGCUGGUGACAGGAACGCUUUGUUUUGCCUGGUGGAGUGACGGAGAGGUGGGACCCACGUCUAAUAGCGAUGCUAUGGCUGUGCCCCAUGGAGAAGCCAAAGUGGUGCCGAACUCCACCUCCUCGAAUGCACUACUCAGGUCUGUCAGCUUCUUCUGCUGCGGCAUCGGUGGCAUCCUCCUCCUCUUUGGCCUUUUGUGGUCGGUGAAAGCAAAUGCUCGGGGGAUGUCUCGACACUACCAGUACCACUUUUCCAGAGACCUUCACUACUUCACCGUGGAACCUCCUGAUAAAAGGACGUACAGUGCCUGGGAUUCCAAUGCUAUCCCCACCUAUGAAGAAGCCCUGAACUGCAGGCCUGCUCAAAGUCCCGUUGGUUAUAUACCGCCUUGUGGUGGGAAGGAGGAGAAUACACCCCCUCUAUAUGAAGACUUGGAUGAGGAUGACACAUGGCCAAGGAGCCGCAGACGCAGCUCCUCAGACAGCAUGCUGCUCAGGACCACGUCAUCCAGGAGGGAAACAGAGUCACAGGGUGAGCCCAGUGCCACACCCCCUCCUAGCUACGAAGACAUCAGUGUACGUGGUGUAUGAUUUACAGACCACAUGCAAUGCUUUGGACUCUAUAGAUUGCUGCCUUCUUUGUUUGCUUUAGAGCCUGCCCUUUCCUUCUCUAAAGUAAUGAUCAUGAAGUGAGAAGGGAAACAUAGAUCAGCUUUUAAGAUCAAAAUAGCUUUUUUGUCAUUUCUAGGCAUCAAUCCAGAAUAAUUACAGUAAAUCCAGAUAAUCUCAAUGCUGCCAAUUUCUGAGUUGUGUGGAUAAUCAGUAUGUUUUAAAGCCUCUGAAUUUUUAAUAAAAUCACUGAUGAUUGCAAAUGUUUGACAGGUAGCAGGAUAGAGAAGAUAAUAUUUAUUCUGAGUACAUUGACUUGCAUGGAGGAAAUCUUUACCAGAGAGAACCAGCCAAAUCCAGCAUCUUAGCUUUUUCACAAAAGCCUAGUGAUUUAGGUGCCCAAACGCCAUUUCAAGAAAUGAUUCAGUCACUAAGGAGGCUAAGCCACAUUGCUAUUCAAUGACACUGGCUAAAGUUUUCAGAAGUGCUUAGUGAUGUUUGAGUGACUGGAUAUACCUGAAAGGGAUCUGAUUUUCAGAAAGCACAGAGCAUCCACCUUUUGAGAAACAGGCUCUGAAAGAGCCUCAGGUUGAGCACUCCAAACCUGAGACUCCUCCAAAUCAACAGUUUCUUUUUCUAUGUGCUGAAUGUACUUUUGACAGUGUUUCCCAUCAGGCUUGCUGACAGGAGCGGGAGGAAGGAGGCAGCUGCCCCAGGGCCCAGUGACUGAAAAGGGCCCAGGGUUCCCAGCUGCCACUACUGCAGGAGCGGUGAUGGUUGAAGCGCUGGGCCCUUUAGUUUCUACUGGCGCGCUGUGUGCUCUGGGUAGCUCUGAGCGCCGGCUGGAGAGGCACGAGUGCAGUGCAGUGUGCUCCGGACAGCACUGAGGGCUGGCUGCCCCUAGCCCUGCCCCUUUCUUCUGAGGCCCCGCCCCUUCUGGGAGAGUGGAGCCAGGCCCCACCCCCUUUGCCCAGGGGCCGGCAAUUCUGUCAACCCUGUUUCCUAUAGUCACUAGGCAGCAGGGUUGUUCUGGUAAA
Pelodiscus sinensis (Chinese soft-shelled turtle) is the source of this 1945-nucleotide messenger RNA. It is a transcript of the gene TMEM61, whose product is annotated as transmembrane protein 61. The record is from RefSeq and is a predicted model, not a curated record. Lineage: Eukaryota; Metazoa; Chordata; Testudines; Trionychidae.